AUGACAACAUUUUUAGUUGCCAUAGACUUUGGCACAGCCUACAGUGGCUACUGCUUCUGUAUGAGAUCCAACCCUUCUCAUAUCAGGAAUCCACGCUGGGGGGAAAGCAAGGGUUUUGAUACACUGAAAACUCCAACCUGCAUUUUGUUUGAUGAAGACGGGACAUUCCUGGACUUUGGCUAUGAUGCACUUAUGGCAUACAAGAGAAUGGGUCAAAACAACAACAGCUUUUUCAAUAAUUUCAAAAUGCAGCUUUACAACAAAAAUAUCAGCAGAAACAUGAUGAUCCCCGACUCUGGAGGGAAGCCUAUGGAGGCUAUGAAAGUAUGCUCUGAAAGUCUCCGAUAUCUAAAGGAUCAUGCUCUAAACAUGAUAUCAAACCACACGAAUGGAAGAACAUUCAGUGCCUCUGAUGUGACCUGGGUGCUGACUGUGCCGGCAAUCUGGGAACCUGCAGCCAAACAAUUCAUGAGAGAAGCAGCAAUACAGGGAGGUCUGAUCACUGAGACAGACUCAUCAAAGCUCAUCAUCGCGCUAGAGCCAGAGGCAGCCUUAGUGUGGUGCAAGCAGCUUCCCAGUGAUGGCUUCAUCUCAGAGGGACUUGACCACGAAAUACUGGAGCUAAAACCUGGAACACAGUACAUUGUUGCUGACUGUGGAGGUGGAACAGUCGACAUUACUGUGCACGAGGUUUUGGAAGGAGGGCUCCUGAAGGAAUUGCACAGAGCUUCGGGUAACGAUAUGGGUGGUGGAUCAGUUGAUGCUAAGUUUAAAAAUCUCCUCAGAGACACCUUUGCACAGAAGAAGCAAAACAUUUGCCGCUUCUUCACAGAUGUUCAGGGGGUCUCAUGGACAGAAGGCUCUAUCAAAAUUACCUUUUCAAAGCUAAAAGAUUUGUUCAGGGAGAGUGUGGACAAAAUAGUGCAGGACAUAAGAGCAAUCCUACACACACCAGAGAUCAACAUAGACUACAUUCUCUUAGUAGGGGGCUAUGCAUCUUGUAAAAUCCUCCAGAAUGAAGUGAAAGAGCAGUUUGGCAGUCAGUGCAGAAUCAUGUGUCCUAUAAAUGCUCAGCUGGCUGUGGCAAAAGGGGCAGUCCUGUUUGGAAUGAACCCCAAGAUCGUGGCAUCACGAGUCAGUGCUCUGACCUAUGGCAUUGCAGUAGCACACCCAUUUGACCCAGCAAAACACAGGGUAGAGAAGCGAAGAGAAAACAAGACAAAAGACUAUGUGUACUGUGACGAUCUUUUUCACAAAUUUGUCCAAAAAGGUCAGUCUGUACUCUGUGAUCAGGCUGAGGAGUAUACGUUUAAUCCAGUUAGUUCUGACCAGACUGCCAUGAGCUUCCCAUUUUACAGCACAGAGAAACCAGAUGCAAUGUAUGUAGAUGAGCCUGGAAUGAAAAAAAUUGGACAGAUCGUUGUCAAUAUGCCUGAUAUAAGGGAGGGCCGAAAUCGAAAGGUGAAACUUGAGGUUAGUUUUGGAGUAACAGAGAUCCAAGCUACAGCCAUGACCUCCAACGAACAAGAAUUACUUAGGCCGAAUUUUAUGACGCAUUGA
Molecule: messenger RNA, 1560 nt
Organism: Clupea harengus (Atlantic herring)
Lineage: Eukaryota; Metazoa; Chordata; Actinopteri; Clupeiformes; Clupeidae
Product: heat shock 70 kDa protein 12A-like
Exons: 5
Coding region: 1-1560 (519 amino acids)
Molecular function (GO): ATP binding; ATP-dependent protein folding chaperone
Source: RefSeq, a predicted model, not a curated record